AUGGGUUGCGCUCAGAUCAUCAUUCGCGUGCUGCAGCUGGUCACCUCGCUGGCGACCAUCGGCAGCGCGAUCGCCGUCAUGCUGUUCUUCGGGCCGUUCUCCGCCCUGAUCGGCGCCAUUGGCCUCGGCGUCUUCGCCGGCUUCACUGGCGCGCUGGUGACGAUCCUUUUCAUGGCGGGCUCCUGCUGCAUGUGCAUCAGGCGCAUCAACGGCAUCGUCGAGUGCGUCAUGUCUGCGAUCUGGGCCGCAUUCUACCUGCCAGUCGGCGCCCAGAUGGCCGUCACCCUCUCCGCCGGCGUGUGCGCGGCCGGCAGUGCCGCCGCGACGCAGGCCGCUUCAAACGCGCCGGCCAGCGCCCUCAUAGCCGGCACCACACAAGUCGCCAACGCCCUCCUCGACGCCGCCGCCGCCGCGGUCGCCAGCUCCGGCAACCGCCGGCUGCUGCUGGGUGCCGCGGCCAGGCGCGGCCUGCUGGAGCAGGGGCUGCCCGGCGACAUCGGCGACAUACUGAGCCAGGCGCUCUGCGCCGCGUCGAUCGCCCUGACCGUCUGCGGGUUCCUGGGCUUUGUGCUGUACGCGGUGGGCGCCGUCCUGGCCUUCAGAUGCGACGCGAUGAAGGGCACCGGCCUCUGGGUCCCCAAAGGCGCCCGCACCGCCGCGCCCACCGAGGCGCCCAGGGGCGGGGCUGCUGCGGUGCCGCCCCCGAGCUAG
This is a messenger RNA of Monoraphidium neglectum, 711 nucleotides long. RefSeq lists its product as hypothetical. Bases 1 to 711 code for a protein of 236 amino acids. The transcript has 4 exons. The record is from RefSeq and is a predicted model, not a curated record. Lineage: Eukaryota; Viridiplantae; Chlorophyta; Chlorophyceae; Sphaeropleales; Selenastraceae.